Rhagoletis pomonella (apple maggot) is the source of this 5478-nucleotide messenger RNA. RefSeq lists its product as uncharacterized. The transcript has 2 exons. Lineage: Eukaryota; Metazoa; Arthropoda; Insecta; Diptera; Tephritidae. The record is from RefSeq and is a predicted model, not a curated record. The coding region runs from base 1 to 5478 and encodes 1825 amino acids. Gene Ontology annotation, biological process: DNA integration. Gene Ontology annotation, molecular function: zinc ion binding; nucleic acid binding.
AUGGACGAUAAUAUUGAGAAGCGCCGAAGCCCCCGGCUCAACAAAGCUGAGUCAGGCGAAGUACAAGCCAAUCCCGCCUCGACCGACGCCAUCGUAUAUACUGCCGCCGCCGCCGCCGCCACCGCCAGUACCAACACCACAACCACCGCCAAUUCAUCAGAAUCAGUAAGUUCAACGCUGGAAAUGCAGAUGCAAAUCGCUACGCUUCAAAGACAGCUGGAAGAAUCACAGGUAAGGUUAGGUGAACAAAACCGCCUUUGUCAGAGGUUAGAGACUGCACUGCGCAACUCGGUGCAUCAAGCCAAUUCUGCCCCUAUUAACGCCACCACAACAACAAUACCCAACGUGGCGCAAUCUUUCGCGCCUGCUACAGGUGCUGCAGUACAUAACCUCACAAAUUUACCAGGCACCUCACUUUUACAAAAUUUGCCGGCUAGCGGAAUAACGAAUAACAUCACCCCAUCUACUAUAAACAGUUAUGCGUACACCGCAACGUCAACUCUCGCGAGCAGCGCUGCCAUGCCGCCAGCGCAGCAAGUAACUGAGAACGGUUACGUUUUUUCUUCGCUGCCGACGUCAACUGCAAGCAUCGCCUUCGCGCCAACAUAUGCAAUAAAGGGUCAAGUGCCCGCUAUACCAAGCCAUUCUAGCGUGCCGUAUAUACCGUCGUCGACAAUUUCGCCCCCAGCCUUUAACAAUUUCACUAAUUUUAUGCGUACGCCUAUGCCAGUAAACGAGUCAAAUAACCUUUCAUUCCUAACCAACUCUGCAACAGUGCCGCGAAAGUUGCAAGAUUUACCCGAGUUCCACGGGGAGCCAGAAGACUGGCCAAUCUUUUAUACAGCUUACAUACAGUCGACUUCAGUGUACAACUAUACAAAUCUGGAAAACAAUCAAAGGUUGCAGAAAGCUGUUAAAGGAGAAGCGCGCGAAGUGAUUAAAUCCCUUUUAAUUCACCCCGAUAACGUCGGCGCCGUCCUAGAGCAGCUUCGCUUUCGGUUCGGGCGCCCCAAGCAAUUAAUUCAGAGCCAGUUACGUCAAGCAAGGGAUUUGCCUAAUAUUCCAGAGAAUGCAUUGUCCAAGUUGGUGCCCUUUGCUACUAAGGUGAAAAACUUAGCAACAUUCUUGCAAUCAGUGAAUGGACAACAACACAUUGCUAAUCCUACGCUGCUGGACGAGUUGAUAUCCAAGCUCCCAAUGAGUAAAAAACUGGAGUGGGCCAGAAUCGCCGCCUCGAUACAGCCAUAUCCGACGAUCAUACACUUUAGCGCUUGGGUAAGUGAACUUGCUAACUUAAUAUGUACAGUACAAGACGUCGACAAUAAAGAGCAAAAGCGUCGCGUGGUGCUACACACAGCCGAAAAACAACAGGGUUCAGGUUUUGCAAGUACGGGUCCCUUUAAGUGCCCACUAUGCCAAGGGCAGCAUAAACUGCCAGAUUGCCGCCGUUUCCUAAAUGCUGCAGUUCCUGAUGGAUGGGAUUUAGUGAAAAAACAUCGCGCUUGUUUUUCGUGCCUGAACCUCGGCCAUAUCACGCGCAACUGUCGCCGUAAAAGGUCCUGCUCACAAGAGGGCUGCCAACGCAGACAUCAUGACCUGUUGCACGAAACCGCUGCUACGACUCCGACCUCUAAUGGCCGGAAGGAGGAACGAAGUGAAGUACGAGAAAGUGUGUUGAGCUGCGCUACCGUUGACAACACUAAACCUAAGCUACUCUUUCGCGUGCUCCCUGUAACAUUGUAUGGUGAUAAGAAGCGCGUCGAAACGUACGCCCUGCUUGACGAAGGUUCCUCAAUUACAAUGUUAGACAGCGAACUUGCCAAGCAGUUAGGAGUACGCGGUCGUCAACGCCGCUUAGAUAUACAAUGGUUUGGAGGGAGAGCAGCCCAAGAGUCGUCUGAGGUCUUCAACAUUGAAAUCAGCGGGGCUGGUAAAAACAAGCGCCAUCUUCUGCGUAACGUAUAUGCCGUAGCCAACCUCGAUUUGCCCAUGCAGAGUUUAGGUUGUGAUGAUCUAAAGCGUGGUAACAAAUCGAUUUCCUCUAUUCCCCUCCAGCCAUAUUACGAUGCUGUACCUCAGAUUUUGAUUGGAAUUGACCAUGCACACCUAGGGUUGCCGACUGACAUUCAAAUGGUUAGCGAUCAAGGUCCGUAUGCCUGCAACACUGAACUAGGGUGGGUCGUUUUCGGGCCAACCAAACGAGCGCCGUCAGCCACUUGCUCUUGCUUGCUUGUACGCACCCUAGCAGAAGAAGAAGACAUACAUCAACUUGUGACGGACUAUUUCAAUCUCGAGAGUCUCGGGGUCAGACCUUCACCGCCUGUUCAAAGCCAAGGCGAUAUUAGAGCUAAUCAGUUGCUUGAAGGUACCACUAAGCGAGUGGGAGGUCGUUUUCAAACGGGUCUUUUGUGGAAAGACGACGAUGUACAACUGCCCGAUAAUUACGCUGCAGCUCUACACAGACUUGAGGGCAUCGAGAAAAAGAUGAAACGUGAUUCAACGUUUGCAACAGCGUACAAAGGUGUCAUCGAAGAGUACUUGAAUAAAGGCUACGCUCGAAAACUUUCACGUGAGGAAGCGAGUAUGAGUUCACUUAGGAAGUGGACACGUGCAGUUGCAGUCUGUGCAGAUAUUAGAGAGAUGUUCCACCAAGUAACUAUACAGCCAUCUGAUAGGUGUGCACAGCGUUUUCUUUGGCGUGAUGGCGAGAGCAAUAAGCCGCCUGAGGAGUAUGAAAUGAGAGUGAUGAUCUUUGGUGCCGCGUGCUCGCCCUCCUCGGCGCAAUACGUUAUGAGAUUGAACGCCAGGGAGCACUACGAAAGUCAUCCUCGCGCAAUCGAGGCUAUCUUAGAUAACCAUUAUAUUGAUGAUUUUGUUGAUAGCUUUGAUACGGUGCAAGAAGCCAUAGAUAUCUCAAGACAAGUUCGAGAUAUCCACGGCGAUGGUGGGUUCGAAUUACGCGGAUUCAUAUCGAACUCAAACGAAGUAGUUAAAGAAUUGAAUGGCAGUACGGCAACGAAACAAAUCGCUGCAGGUGAGAGUACAGAUAAGGUGCUUGGGUUAUAUUGGGAGUCGGAAAAUGAUCACUUUAAAUUCAACCUGAAGUUCCACCGUAUUGAGCAGGCAGUAAUCGCAGGCGAGAGGAGCCCUACAAAAAGAGAGCUCCUUAGUAUUAUUAUGUCGACGUUUGAUCCCCUGGGGUUGUUAAGCCAUUUUACCGUCGCGGCCAAAUCUCUUAUGCGUGAAGUCUGGCGUCGUGAAGUCCGCUGGGAUGAGUCCAUACCUACCGACGUGAAUAUAUUAUGGGAACAGUGGCGACAGCAGAUGCGCAAGGUAGCUGACUUUCGCGUGCCGCGAUUAUACUUCUCUCAAGGUGUGCCCCAAGACUUAGAGCUACAUGUGUUUGUUGACGCUAGCGAAGAGGCCUUUGCUGCGGUCGCCUACUGGAGAUCAAGAAGCCCGAACGGCGAAGUAGAAGUUACGAUAGUGUGUGCGAAGACAAAAUGCGCACCGCUCAAAGCUGUUACCAUUCCACGCCUCGAAUUGCAAGCGGCCGUGCUAGGCAUACGUCUUCGAAAGUUGAUAUUGGACAAUCACCAAAUGCGUCCUCAACGAUGCUUAUUAUGGAGCGACUCCAGAACAGUUCUGAAAUGGAUUGGCAGCGAACAUCGACGCUAUAGGCCGUAUGUGGCGCAUCGCGUAGCUGAGAUUCUGAGCGGGAGUAAAGUUCGCGAAUGGAGAUGGGUGCCAACCAAAGAUAAUGUAGCUGACGAUGCGACAAGAAGCCACGGAAGCGUCGAUUUUUCUCAAACAUCUCGCUGGCUACAGGGACCGAAUUUUUUGAGAUACGAUGAGGAUACCUGGCCUACUGAAGAAAACAAUGCCAGAGCCAUUGUAGAAUCGGAUGAAGAACUCCGCCCAAAAUUCGCUUUAAUUGCCACCAAUAACGUCUUAAUCGAUUACGAUCGUUUUUCAAGUUUAAUACGCUUAAAGAGAGCAAUGGCGUGGUUGCUUCGCUUCAUUAAACGCUGUCGUAAAAGGGAGCUAAAAUAUCAUGACUAUGGACUCACUGCAGAAGAUAUUGAUGCUGCCGAGCACCUGUUAUGCCUGCGCGUUCAAUCAGAAGCUUUCGCUUCAGAACUUGACUGCAUCGAACUUGGUCAAGGUGUACCAAAGGAGAGCGCAUUAAAACAACUUUCGCCAUACUUGGAUAACGACGGGUUACUUCGCGUGCGAGGCCGCAUAGAUGCAGCCACCGUCUUGCCGUAUAACGCCAGAAGGCCAAUUAUACUUCCAUACGGACACAUCUUCACGCGAUUGGUCGUUCGUUACCAUCAUUGCCAGAAGAAGCACCAGAAUCACGAGGCGACUUUAAGCAAUAUUCGUCGAAAAUACUGGAUUCCCAGAAUAAGACAGCUCUUACGAAGCGUAAUAGCCGAAUGUUACCUCUGUCGUAUCAGCAAGGCAGAACCUCACGCACCCAUGAUGGGUCCUCUCCCUGAAGUUCGCCUUGAGCCCUACGUACGGCCGUUUACCUAUACGGGGCUCGACUAUUUCGGGCCUAUUUCAAUUACUGUCGGUCGGCGUAAGGAAAAGCGUUGGGUCGCGCUGUUUACGUGCCUCACCGUGCGCGCAAUCCACCUGGAAAUCGCCCACGACUUAUCGACGGACUCGUGCAUAAUAGCCAUGCGCAAUUUCAUGAACAGGAGAGGGGUUCCCGCACGCUUAAGAUCCGACAACGGAAAAAACUUUAUAGGAGCCAACGAAGAAGCGAAACGUUGUUCUGAGGUUUUUGAUACCGAACGUGUGCAAAACGAAUUGUCCACCAAAGGAGUUGAAUGGAUUUUUAACUGCCCCGCCAAUCCGUAUGAAGGGGGUGUUUGGGAAAGGAUGGUACAGUGCGUUAAAAGGGUUCUUCGACAUUCAUUGAAAGAAGUAGCACCGCGUGAGCAUGUCUUGCAAAGCUUCCUUAUAGAAGCAGAAAAUAUAGUUAAUUCACGCCCAUUGACGCACUUACCCAUCUCUCCGGACGAAGAAGAGCCGUUAACACCGAACAAUUUCCUGAUUGGCGUGGGUAAUGCUCCGAACACGCCUACGGUAAAUGCCCCGGAUGAAAGGAUAUUUGGUUUGCGCAAGCAGUGGCGCAUAGCGCGUAGCCUAAGGGAUGCAUUCUGGAAGAGAUGGGUGCUGGAGUAUCUACCAACGCUGACCCGAAGAGUCAAAUGGUGCCAACCAACGUUGCCCCUUAGAGAAGGUUGUGCGGUUUUUAUUUGUGAUCCGAAUGUGCCAAGAAAUAACUGGCGACGAGGUAUUGUAGAGCGCGUACACACUGGCGUGGAUGGUGUGACUCGGCGUGCGGAUGUGCGUACGGUCGGCGGGCUUCUGCAACGGGCGGUGUCUAAACUAGCAGUCCUGGAUUUGGAGAGUGGUGAAGCUGAUCGCUCCACGGGGGAGGGGAUGUUGGCAACCGCUGUUUAA